UCGUCCUUCACCCUCUCGAUAGCCUCUAUUGAGCAACCACGAAUCUCUAUUUCAUCGUCUCCGCCAUUUUCUAAUUCUACAUCUGAAAAUACAUAUAUUUGUACCUUAUACCAUCUAGCUAGGUGGUUCUUAUUAAUUAUUAUCACUUAUACAUAGAUUUUCACAUUGUUAUCACUAGAACCGGCGAAAAAUUUAGUCAGUAUGUCAGGAGUGUGUUAGGUUCGAGUUCGGAUCAUAUUAACACAAAUUAAGACUAUUCAAGUCUGAAUUGAAACUAGGACCGAUUCAACCUCUAAUUGGAACAGGAUUAAGUGUGAAUACUGUGGAUUAAAUCAUGAUUGUCUGGCAGUGCAUCGAUUCACACUUCCGAAGGAACUUGGACGACUAUAAUCGUUACCAUAAUAAAGACGAUAAACGGCAUCGUGAACAACUUACCACACUGCAACCUGCUCAUUAGCGGGUUGCUGUAACGUAUCGCACCAAAGUACACAAGAAUCUGAGGAAUUCGAUAAUCGGCAAACAUCGUGAUGUAAUCUAUAUCAUGGAACUCGCCCAUCCCCGUGCCUUUGAAGCAAGCCCAAAUGUCACCCACCAGUAUUUGAGCUCUUUUAUAAAAGCUAACUAGAAAAUAUCAAUUUGUCAGUUAGCUUCUUAUUAGAAAAAAAGAGUCAUGAAUUCAUAUUAAACCCAACACAGGUCGCUACAGACACCUUUGCCACAGUUCAUGCCUAAUUAGCAGUUGCUACCUUCAGAAUUUUAAAAUCAAACACCAUUUGAAUUCAAGUUCAAGGGAUAAUAUCAAUGGGGAUUUGAACCUUUGUCGCAUGAAAAAUUUCUGGGCGUCUGUGAAACGUGUGUCGCAAAUUUCAAUACAACCUGUUCAUUGUUGAACUAAUACACAGUGUUCCUGGCAUAAAGAACCAUCGGACGUACAUUCUACUCAAUGCAAUCAUGAAAAAAUGUUUACACCGAGCAAAAUGCACCCCUAAAACAUAGCUCUUUGCUUUGGAAACACCCAGUGUGUUAACAUUAACGACUAGUGAAUUGAGCUUGUUAAUUAGCCCCCCAAAAAGCAGGCUCAAACACAUAUUUACAAAGCGUUUUAUUAUCCAGUGUAUAACUUUACAGUCUGAAUCACAGCUUUCCCAAAAAGAUUUUAAUUAGACCCUCCUUUUAUAGUGUAUAUUUGUAGAAAAUUGUUCACUGAUUUUGCAAAGAUCGGUAAAGUUCUGCACUAGAUUCUCGUGGCUUAAGGGAGUAUAUACCCUUGUCAAAUUCAAACAAUUGAACAUUUUGAUACUUAUUAUGAGAAAAUUAUUAAAACGAAAAAUAUAGAAGGCAAAAUAACUGUAUCAGUUUGAAUCAUUUUAGAUAAAUCAAAUUACCCAGUAAUUUCUGUUACAUCUUUAAAGAAGAUCUUUCUUUCAUGUUAAUCAUGGUAUGUAUCCCCUUAAAUUAUGUAGAACGAUUACAGGAAACGACUUCGAGCCUAUACCUUGGUAUUUUGCUAAUAAAAUCUUUCCAGCAUCUCUCAACGACUUUAAUCUUUCAUCCAAAAGCGGUAUACAACUAGUUUGAUUAUCGCCCCGAAAUAUUUGCUCGGCCUCGGACCUUGUUAUGCGAGAAUAAUACUUGGGGUCGAUUAUAGGUAUCCCCUCCUGUUCGAAGCAAAUUAAAAAAUAAAACGUAAUAUACCCACGUAGAGCUCAUGAAAUAUUGGAUUGUGAAGCAAGAUAUACACGUGGAAACUGAUCUAUUGAUUAGAAACAUAUGGUUUGUAAACAAAAGAGAAUAGACUAUGAACGAAAGUUGAAUGAAAUUGUAUGAAAUCUUAAUGUAACCAUUAUGCAAAAUAAUAUCGUGAAUGUUAUUGAUGUUUAUAAAUACGAGAGCACUCUUCUCUCAUCAAUAAAAUGAAAUCAGAAUGCAAGAAAUAUAUAAACGAGAUAAUUGGUCUCAAAAAACCCACAGGAUUAGACAAGCUAGCAGAAUCGAUUCCUAAGCCGAAAGGAGCAAUACCAAAUUUCGGUUUGCCAAAAUGGAAAGUAAUGCCAUUAGAAUCAAAGAUACCCAUGGUCCCUGGACCAGAAGGAGCAUACAAUUUCACCCGUCGUAAACUUGGAAAAGAAUUAUGGAUCCCUGCGCCUGCUGCAGACUUUAACUUAAGUGAUCCAUAUUGCUAUGAGAUGGAACUAACUUAUGAUUCGCUUCAUGAUAAACACUUAGUCCCAUACUUCUCUAGACCACGUAAUAUUAGACACCUAAUAAAAGCCGGACUUGUUACAAAGAGUUUGGAUGCUAUGUGUUCCUUGCGUGAUUAUAAUAUGUAUAGAAAGUACUUGCGAAAAAUACACUGUGAUAAUAUAAAAAAGGAGUUGAAGAGAAGAUCCAAAUGGGAUACAGAGGAGAAAGCUAUUCUGUAUGCACAAAAGCAAGCACAGAAUGAAGAGAAAAGAUUAAGGAAAAGAGAAAAAUUACUGGAAAUAAUGCGAACGAGUAUCAAAAGACGCGAACAAGCACGGAAAUUGAAACUUCAAAAACAAAAAGAGGAACAACAGAAAAUAGAAGAAAGAUUAAUAGCUUUGAAGUUAAAAAAGCAAGAAGAUAGACAGUUGCAAUUUCUCAAGAGCAAAGCAAAAGCUGAACUAAUUCAGCAGAAACAAAAAGCAGCAAUAGAACAUGAAAGGCAUAAAAUAAUUAGUGUUCUGGUAGGAUGGACCAAAAAAGAACGUGUACGUAAAAAAACUAGAGAAAUGAGACUGGUCCAAGAAAGAGAGGAGAAACGCCAGAAAGUGGAGAAAAAGUGGCAAGAGAGACAAGAAUUUCAAAAGAAACAAAUGGAGAAGGAACAACUUUUGCUGCAAUGUAUAGAGGAUCAACGUAGAAAAUUCAUAGAAGCAUACAAUGAGAAAAUAGAGAACGAAACGAGAAGGAUGCAAAAACUUCUGAAAAAUAUUAAAAUUUACAUGAAAUGUUAUUUUGCAAGACAUUAUGGUGGCAGAGAACGCAUUUGCUGUGUAGAAGAUACUGAUGAUGAUGAGGAUCGUACUGUGACAUCACCUAUGACUCUAGGUGGCAUGAAAAGAGAUAAGAACGCAGCAAAAUAUCCAGAUAAAGAUGUUACUAAAAAAGGAAAAGUGGAAGCAAAGAAGAAGACAAAGGCAAAGAAGAAGAAGGAGGAGGUGGAGGGUGAGAAGAAAAAGAAGAAAAAGAAGAAACCUACUAGUAUUAAAGAAGGUGGUAAAAAGAAAGCAAGAAGAAAGAAAAAGAAAAAACAAAAGAAAGAAGUAGGUGAGGAGGAAAAGAUUGAAUCAAUAGGAACAAGAGAAUCUGAAUCUACUAUGAAAACAGAUACAUCUGAAACAACAUUAAGUUCUGCUCCCUCAGAGAAAUGUAGAUGUCAAGCUAUUAGGGAACACAUGAAAAUAUCUUAAACAUACUAAUCUUAAAAUGAACAAAUGUAAAGUAUUCCAAUUUCUUCAGCAAAAAAGAUAUUGUAAUUUAGAUUACAUUAAAAUUAUAGAAAUGCAUUGACUCACAUCUAUGGCCCUUUUAAUAGCAGUACACAAUGCAAAAUAUCCGCUCUGACCAUUAACAGUCCACCAUUUUGAAGAGUCUUUUUCGCUCCAAAAGGAGUAAUUCAAUGUGUCCAGAACAAAUAUCCAAUCGACAGCUCUUGGAUCAUCCAUAGAAGGAUGGAACUCAUAUUGAGAAAAAUUAUUCACAGUUAUUUUGUUGUUCUUAAGUCCUUCUAGAAUCUGUAAAAAAAAUUCAUUAUUUAAACUAAUCUUUAAAAAGUAUGAACAUUUUUCAUGAUCUUUUUAACUGACAAAAACGUAAUAUAAAUUUUGUUGACGUACGUUAAACAUAAUAUGUUUAUAUAGAUAGUAAAAAAUUAUUCACCGUG
This is a messenger RNA of Megalopta genalis, 3907 nucleotides long. NCBI's taxonomy places the organism in Eukaryota, Metazoa, Arthropoda, Insecta, Hymenoptera, Halictidae. The record is from RefSeq and is a predicted model, not a curated record.